ACUUAAUCCAUCAGGUUCGGAGCUUCCAUCAAGUGUGACCGGACUUCGAGAGACGGGAUCAUCAAAGACAGUAUCGAGCGUCAUAUCCUCCCAUGGAUGACACAACAGGCUAUGUUCCAGCGCCAUAUGGCCGGGCGUGCGCCAACUGUGCUCGAGCCAAAUGCAAAUGUAUCCUUCCAGAGGCAGGAGGUAUCUGCGCAAGAUGUUAUCGAUUGAAUAAAGAAUGCCGGCCCUCAGCCAGAGUCCGAAGAACUAGACGAAACACACCCAUAGUGUCAAAGGCUGUGCAGUUGGAGCAAAAACUGGAUGGCUUACUCUCCCUCCUCCAAGCUAAUCAGUCGCAAUCGAUGCCUGAGUGUCCUAGCCCUGAAAUACCUGGUCAGGAUCAAGUUUCCCCAAGACGUCAAGAUGUCGUGGCCCCGCUUCUCACACCAGAAGGCAGCACACCGCAUGGCAACUCUCCUGGUAGGUCUUUUACUACUUCAGUAGGGCCAGCAGAGGUCUGUUCCUCGAAUACAGCAGACGCCAACGCAGAGGAAGUUCUUAAUUGCUUUCGCAACGGGCCUCUGGCGUAUCUACCAUUUGUUCAUAUUCCGGACAGUGUCAGUGCUGCGCAACUGGAGAUGGAGUCUCCGUUCUUAUGGUAUUGCAUUUGUGCAGUGCAGUGCAAGCAUACUGCGCGCCAGUCUGCUCUCAGCGUCAGCAUCAGAGAAAAGGCAGCCCAGGCGCUCCUCGUGGACUGUCGAAAGAACCUGGAUAUACUGCAAGGCCUACUGGUCUAUCUAGGCUGGAUCACUUUCCACUGCCAACCGCAAAAGUAUUCUCUUUGCCCGCCUGAUGAAUCACAUCCGGCCGAUUGCGAUUGGAACGGUCCUACCCACAACCUCAAAUUUCCGGUUUCCAGAACACGGACCAUGAAUGAGCGACGCGCUUUACUCGGUUGCUUUCUCCUAAGUUCGUUUAUAUCCCAAUUCUUGUGCAAGCCUGAUCCACUGCGUUGGACAGCACACAUGAAAGAAUGUCUGGAAGUCUUGACUGCGAGAAAAGAGACUCCCAAUGACGCAGUCCUUGUACAGCUCGUUCAAAUUCAACUCGUCGUGGACAAGGUGAUCAGGCGGUCUUGGGACGAAAACGGACUCGCCGCCGAAGACAGCCCCCGGCUUCCGACAUCCUUUUUCAUACAAACGAUGCAACAUCGGCUGCAAAGUACCAAAAGUCGAAUUCCACCUGAGGUAGCGGACAACAAGGUUGUGCUUUUCCAUCUAUACCAAGCCGAAGUGGCUGUAUAUGAGUCGGCGCUGUCGAGAUCGGCCACACGAGUCGAAGACGUAGAUGUCACUCGUAUCAGCCAUCUUUAUGCUUGUCUAUCCGCAACUAAGAAUUGGGUUGAUCUCCUUCUCACCGUCGGUCCUGAAGAAUAUGUCUUCCUGCCAGUAACGAUCAUCUUCCAGGUCUCACACUGCCUGAGUACCUUGUUCUAUCUUUCUACAUUUGGCUACCCGGGCUGGGAUAGAGAAGCAGUUACCCGAACAGCUGACCUGCAGUCCAUCGCGCAGCAGAUAAUUGGCCGACUGGAUUCGGUUGCUGAAGCGGCAGGCAUCCAGAACGAAGGAACGGAUGGGGAUUCGUGGAGCAAGGCGGCCAGGAUCCUGCCUAAAUUGCAGGCUAGUUGGGCGUCUAGGCUCCCAAACGCUGUAGCUAUAGGUGAAAACUCAGACGGACAGUCGUCGGCUCUUCCUAGUGUUGAUGAGGACUUUCUCGAAGCAUGCCUCAAUUGGCCGGAUGUAUGGCUGAUGGAACCGUGGAUGCAGGCGACUCAGAACGGAUUGUGAUGGUCUAGCUAAACCUUUGAAUGUAUUACG
Molecule: messenger RNA, 1862 nt
Organism: Aspergillus novofumigatus IBT 16806
Lineage: Eukaryota; Fungi; Ascomycota; Eurotiomycetes; Eurotiales; Aspergillaceae
Product: transcription factor domain-containing protein
Exons: 6
Coding region: 93-1832 (579 amino acids)
Biological process (GO): regulation of DNA-templated transcription
Cellular component (GO): nucleus
Molecular function (GO): zinc ion binding; transcription cis-regulatory region binding; DNA-binding transcription factor activity, RNA polymerase II-specific
Source: RefSeq, a predicted model, not a curated record